Clunio marinus is the source of this 2152-nucleotide messenger RNA. Lineage: Eukaryota; Metazoa; Arthropoda; Insecta; Diptera; Chironomidae. The record is from the annotation of a GenBank genome assembly.
AAAACGUUUUUUACCCGAUAAGAAAAAAGUUCAAAACAGAAAAUCGUAAACAAAUUGAAGUGUGGAAAGAAAAUUCCAAUCAAUGUAAUCAGUUAAUAACUUUAAGUGCAAUGAGUGCGUUGAGGUUUGUUUUGUGAAUCAUAUUUAUUUACGUAAAAUAUUUCUUCCCUACAAAUGUUACGGAGAAUCAGAAAAAAUAAUAAUGAACCGACGAUACUUCCCCAAGCAUAUAUUUUUUCAACAUUUUCUCUCACGUUCUCACGGUGUUCGGGUAACCGAAGUUGAAAAGUGGGCGUGGUUUAUGCUUUUCAUAUAUAAGUUCUCUCACCCCGCGCUCGAUAUUUCACUUUCGCUCAAGUUUUCAAAUCGUUCGCCUCGUCUCAACAUAAAAUUUAUUUCGUGUUGUUUAAUUAAAUUAAAAAGAAAAAUUGUCUCACAUCAUUAGUAAACAAACGAGCUCGCGACGUAAAUCAAGUGGAUUUAACCCCAAUAAAAAGAAAAAUUUCUCACAUCUUUCGUGAACAGAAUAAAAAUUAAAAGAAAUAUUCAAGUGGUAAACAAAAAGAAAAAAAUUAAGUUAAAGAAUUAAUUAUUGUUAACAAGUGAAUUUGAUCAACAGCAAUAAACGAAAAUAAAUAGAGAAAGUUUAUUGACUUAAAAAAAUUGCUUAAAAUAUACGAAAAGAAAACAGUCGUAAAAAAUUACAGUGACUCAUAAAAUCUUGGGAUUAAGUUGGAUUAAAACUUAUUCAUCUUUAAACCAUCGUUAAAAACAAAUCCGUCAAAAUUCAUCAAAAAAGAAUGAAAGCAAUCACAGCAGUCUGUUCUACAGGCGCUUCGGUGCCAUCAAUCGCCAAUGGGCGAGUUUCACGUCAUCGUGAUGGUGAGAAUGCAGAAAUCCAAAUGUACAUCAGUAAACUCAAGGACCUUGUGCCCUUCAUGCCAAAGAACCGAAAGUUAUCAAAGCUUGAGGUCAUUCAGAAUGUCAUCCAAUAUAUUUGUGAUUUACAAACGGCGCUCGAUUCCGAUCCGGCCGUGAAUGAUUUCGAUGCAGCUGCGGUUCUCGCCAGUCAAAAUCACCACCUUUUGGAGUCGGUCAAUCCAAUCCGACAACCGCUUCAUGUGCGACCUAGUCCCAACACUAUUCUACCGUCAUCGAACAACAACACCUCACCUUCAUUAAUUCCAACCUCACAGAACUCAUCAGUUAAUCAUCAUAAUAAUACAGAUGAAAAAUCGUCGUGUUAGAGUCACAGUGACACGAUUUUGAUCUCAGAGAAGCCCACGAAAUAAAGAAGGAAGGAAGGAAGGAAGAAAAUAAAAAUAACGUUUGUUUUGUUAAUGAAGUUAAACCGGGAAUGCAGUCAAUGCAAGAAAGAAAUUUGUCGAUGCAAUUUAAAUAGAAACAACUUUCAGAGUUUAAGUCGUCUUAAAAAUAGAAGAAGGAUACAUAGAGCAUAGAAUUCAUAAAAAGACUAAGAAGGUUAAUGAUCUGUACAUGUGUGGCUGCACAGCAUAAUUUUGAAACAUGCAGUUACAGACUGGUUAAGGAAAUAAAGCAGAAACAUUUCACAAACACUUUUUAAAAUCCCCCUCCCCCACUUCUCCUCAUCAUGUUAACAGAACAAGUAACAAAAAAAACAUUUAAAAAUUAAAGCAACAAAAAAAAAUCUUUUAAUUAAUUUAAUAAUUAAAAUUCUGUGAUCUAUAGAUUAUUAUUUUAUUUUUUAAAUGAUGAAGAAUGGAAAAGAAGAAAUAAAAAAUGAAAAAGAUGUUAAAUGAUGAAUGUACAAAAAUCUGCGCGAAUUAAUUGAAGUAUCGCAAAAGUCCUCAAAAUUUAAAGUAAAAUAAAAAGCUUUGAGGGUUUUAAGAGGAAGUUAAGUUCGAACUUUUCUCAAUCUCUUGAAGCUCUGAAUUGAAAAGCUCCUGGAAAUUUAACUUUUUUGUUAAUUAAAUAUUUUAAUAAAAUUCAUUUUCUUUUCUGUAAUUUUCACUUUAAAACAAUUAAAAUGCAAAGAAAUGCUUUUUGAUGAACUCAAAAUGUCACACGAAAUUAUAACAGAAAUGACACUGCAAAUAACCUUUUUCUUAUCAAAUUGUUUAUGUUUUUCUAAUUAUUAAAUAAAAUACACAAGAUAUAGUUGUAAAAUGAA